AUGGCUGCGGUGCUUGGGGGCGGCCUGCGGCCACAAGGGCAGCAGUCGAAGGCGGGGGAAGGCUGGGAUGUUCAGGGUCCGAGGAUCAGGCAGGGACUCGGAAGGUUUGCACAUAAUAAAUAUUUGAUUCCAUUUAUAACUUAUUUUGAUAACUUGAUUUUUACAAAGGUAGUUUCCUGUAGGAUCUGUCUGGUGCUGUUGGCAAUUCCCUAUCUCUACAGCACCUGCAUUUUGAUUCUAAUCACAGUAAAGCUUUUUAAUUUAUCCUUUUGCAAUUAUGUUGUCAAUCAUUUCUACUGUGACAAUCUGCAUGUGUUAACAUUGGUCUGCUCAAAUACACAAGAAGUUGAGUUCCUGAUACUGAUUUUCUCUGCCUUUAAUUUGGUUUUCACUCUUCUAGUAGUCGUUGUGUCAUACCUGCUCAUCCUCAUUGCCAUCCUCAGGAUGAAGUCAGCUGAGGGGAGACACAAAGCUUUUUUCACCUGUGGAUCCCACCUGACAGUGGUCACUGUGUUUUAUGGGACUUUGAUAUUUAUGUAUGUGAACCCCAAGUCCAGCCACUCCUUUGACACUGAUAAAAUGGCCUCUAUAUUUUACACCCUCAUUAUCCCCAUGCUGAAUCCCUUGAUCUAUAGCUUGAGGAACAAGGAUAUAAAAUGUGCACUGCAAAAGAUGUGGACAAAAGUAUGCAAUAUCUUUUCUUGA
Sorex araneus (European shrew) is the source of this 705-nucleotide messenger RNA. Its product is annotated as olfactory receptor 8K3-like. The record is from RefSeq and is a predicted model, not a curated record. Lineage: Eukaryota; Metazoa; Chordata; Mammalia; Eulipotyphla; Soricidae. Gene Ontology annotation, biological process: G protein-coupled receptor signaling pathway; sensory perception of smell. The transcript has 3 exons. Gene Ontology annotation, molecular function: odorant binding; olfactory receptor activity. Bases 1 to 705 code for a protein of 234 amino acids. Gene Ontology annotation, cellular component: membrane.